Molecule: messenger RNA, 3193 nt
Organism: Cyanistes caeruleus (blue tit)
Lineage: Eukaryota; Metazoa; Chordata; Aves; Passeriformes; Paridae
Gene: PTPN22
Product: protein tyrosine phosphatase non-receptor type 22
Biological process (GO): negative regulation of T cell activation; T cell receptor signaling pathway; protein dephosphorylation
Cellular component (GO): nucleus; cytoplasm
Molecular function (GO): non-membrane spanning protein tyrosine phosphatase activity
Source: RefSeq, a predicted model, not a curated record
GCCUUCCGCCGCGGAUCACUUGACAUGUCCCUUCCCAGGAGGGCCAGGCCAGGCACGCUCUGGCACCAUGGACCAAAGGGGGAUCCUGUUACAGAACCUGGAAAGGGCCCAAGGCAAGAAGCUCAGCCGAGGAGAGUUUGCAGAGGAGUUUUUGAAGCUGAAGAGACAGUCAACAAAGUACAGAUUGGAUAAAAUCUACCCUACAGCAGUGUCUGAGCAGCCAGAGAAUGUCAAGAAGAACAGAUACAAGGACAUCUUACCUUUUGACCACAGCAGAGUGGAGCUGUCCCUGAUUACAUCGGACACAGAUUCUCAUUACAUCAAUGCCAGCUUCAUCAAGGGUGUCUAUGGGCCAAGAGCAUACAUUGCAACCCAGGGUCCUCUCCCCACUACUGUCACUGACUUUUGGAGGAUGAUUUGGGAGUAUGAAGUCCUGGUCGUGGUCAUGGCUUGUAUGGAGUUUGAAAUGGGGAAGAAGAAAUGUGAGCGGUAUUGGGCAGAGGUAGAUGGCUCCCCCCUGCACUGUGGCCCUUUCUCCAUCACCUGUCAGGCUGAGGAGAAGAGGAAUGAGUAUGUGAUUAGAACUUUAAAGGUGACCCUGAAUGAGGCAACCCGCACCAUCUACCACUUCCACUACAAAAACUGGCCGGACCACCACGUCCCCUCAUCCAUCGAGCCCAUCCUGGAGCUCGUCAGGGACAUUCGCUGCUACCAGCCCGAUGACAGGGUCCCUGUCUGCAUCCACUGCAGUGCUGGCUGUGGCAGAACUGGCGUCAUCUGCGCCAUCGACUACACCCAGAGGCUGCUGAAGGACGGGAUUGUUCCAGUGAACUUCAGUGUUUUCAGUCUGAUCCAGGAAAUGCGCACACAAAGACCUUGCAUAGUGCAGACCAAGGAGCAGUAUGAGCUGGUUUACGAUGCGGUGAUUGAGCUCUUCAAAAGGCAGAUUCAAGCAUUCGAUGCCCAGAAAGAUUCUGCUGCUUCACAGGAAGGAGCAGGGCACCCUGUAGCCAAGCCAGUCCUGACUCCACUGGAAGACAUUUACGGCCUGAGUUUACUCACCUGCUCGGAGCGAGAGGAGCAGGCUCAGCAGCAGGACGGGCAUCGACAGCUCCGGCCAGUGGCACAGAGCGAAGUGUCCCUGGCGUCACUGUGUGCCCAUGGAGCACACAGCUCUGCCCAGGGAGUGCCCCCCAUCAGACAGGCCAUCUCCUUCAGUGCUCUGAACUCCAUCAGCCGUAGGCAGGCAGCUGCCAGGGAUGCCUCUCAGAAACACUGCAGCUGGGAGCUGGAGCUGGAGCUGGAGCCAAAGGGAGCAGGAAGGAGGGGGCCUGGUGCCAGAGCCCCUCUGGCAUGGACUGUAUCAACCCCUCUAGCACUGGGGCAGCGGGGAGAAGGCUGGGAAUGGGAUGCAGGGGAUGCCAAGCCUGUUUGGAGUCCACAGUGGCCAAAAGCCACCGGCUCGAGCUUCCAGGAUGGGUUUUCCCCUGUGGACCUGAACCCCUCCAGAGGAGCAGCAGAUGCCCCCCCAGGCCACAGGAACCAGGGGCAAUGCCCUCACCCUUACCUGUGCUCAGCAGAAGACCCCUACUUCUUAUCACUUUCUCCAGACGAGCCUUUGUCCCCCAUGUUCCCCUUUCUAGAGGGGCAGGAUGAGCUCUUCCCUUCGUGCUCUGCCAGUGCCCCGCUACAGCCCAGCACAAUCAGCUCCCCAUCAUCCCACCAUGCUCCCCAGAACCAGGAGAGGAUCUUCCCCUCGGCCCCCCUACCACAGCCUGAUGAUGAUGAUGCUCCUCCACCCCUGCCCCAGCGCACCCCCGAGUCCUUCAUUGUGGCCAGUGAGCCGGGGCAAUUUCCUCAGGCCACUUUGGAUUUCCAGCUUCCAGACAGAAAUCCAAAUAUUGGAACGUCCUGGGAGUGGAGUGGCGAGUCUUACUCAGAGGGGUUUCAUGACCCUGUGAGACUGAGACCAUGUAAGAGUGUGAAGCUUUGGAGCCCACAAACAGAGACAACCCAGGAUCCCUCUAAUUCUCCUCCUCCGCUUCCUGAAAGAACCCCGGAGUCGUUUGUUCUUGCUGAGGCAGCAAGUCUGCAGCCUGCUGCAAGAAACUCCUUGACUCCUGCGGGUUUGGAGAACAAGGGCUCAGAAACAUCAUCCAAAGAACUCAUGAAAUGCUUCAGGAGGAGCAAGAGCUUGAAAAUAUUGAAAAAUGUGCGAAAAAGCAUCUGCAGUCCAUCUUCACUGACAAAAUCAUCAGAACCUGCCCCGACAAACUCUCCGAGGUCUUUCCUUAACUUUGGCUUUGCAAAUCGAUUUUCAAAACCUAAAGGACCAAGAAAUCCACCCCCAGCAUGGAAUAUUUAGAUGUAUUCUAUAGACUUGGUGUUGCAGAUUUGUGAAGUCAUCCUGAAAUUCUUAGAAUGCCCAUCCCAGUGAAGCUCCCACCAAAAUAAACACAUCCAAAACUGUUACAUGGUAUUGGCAUCUCAGGCACUACUUGCACAUUCACUGAAUUUAUAACUGGAGUUUUAAAGUCAAAAAUGUAAAAGGACCAGCCACUUUCAGUUAAUUCACAAUGGGAUGGAAGGUAUACAAGUUUUGGAAUACAAGUUUUAUCCUAGGGAGAGACAUAUUUUUGUAAUGUUUUGGAAUGUAAUCUCUUCAAAAGGAUGGAUUUGAGCAUAAACCAAUGAUAGGACCCAGUGACAACUAUGGAAUGAUCUGGAAAGCCAACGGAGCAAACAGAGGCGGAUCAAGAUCCUCUCACAUUUUUAUGUGUACUGUAAUCAAAGACACUGAAAUGUUUACAUUACUUGGACUAAGAGGGAAUUAGCAUCCCAAAUUUUAGAAAUAAGCGCCUUUUUUCCCCAUCUGAGCGAAUCAGAGCAUUUGUCUGGAUUUUGGGGCAAUAAUACUUAGGAUGGUGAUUGAUCCCAUAGAAACAAAACCAGUGUAAGGACCGCACAACUGGUUGACCCAGUUGCUCUUCUACCUGGGGAAAAAAAAUUCCCAAAACACCACAACAGCAAGCAAAAUAUUAUUGUAUUUUAAAAACAAUGUUGUUUUUAAGGAUUUGUUAUUUUCCAGCACAGAAUUUCAGGUGGGAAUAGGAAAUACAGGAUUUCUCACCAGAUUCCAUCAAAGUGGGAUUUGGGGAAUUUGGUCAAGAACAAUCUGCUGACCACAGCUGGA